Molecule: messenger RNA, 1125 nt
Organism: Salvia hispanica
Lineage: Eukaryota; Viridiplantae; Streptophyta; Magnoliopsida; Lamiales; Lamiaceae
Gene: EXPA20
Product: expansin A20
Biological process (GO): plant-type cell wall organization
Cellular component (GO): extracellular region
Source: RefSeq, a predicted model, not a curated record
GAGGAAUAAAUGGUUAAGUGGGAAACACAAAAAGUGGUUUUACAUAUAGUUUAGUAAGAAGAAAGUGAUACACAGAGUAAAUGGCGGAAAUUAGUUUGAAAAAGAUAUAAAAAGAAACAAGAAAAAGUCAUCAAUCAGUGCACAGUGCAGUUUGUUAAUGGCUGCUCUUCUUCUCCACUCAGCCCUAAUCCUCUGCUUCUUCUCAAACCUAAUGCACGCCCAAGUUGCCGAAUGGAAGUCAGCCACUGCAACCUACUCCACAGACUCCAAUGACUCCAUGCUUACAGAAGGUGCUUGUGGUUAUGGAGACCUUCACAAAAGCUAUGGCAAGUACACCACAGGACUCAGUGGGAUGUUGUUCGACAGAGGGAGCAGCUGCGGUGCGUGCUUUGAGAUCAGAAGCGCUCAACUCCCACAAGCCACUCCUCCCAUCCUUGUCACCGCUACUGAUUUCUGCCCGCCUAACUACGCCUUACCUGCCGAUCAUGGAGGCUGGUGCAACUUUCCCAGAGCCCACUUUCACUUGCCUGAGGCUACUUUCUCUCUCAUUUCCCACCUCAAGCCCCAACUACUUUCAAUCCAGUACAGAAGGGCCACAUGCCAAAGACAAGGUGGAAUUCGCUUCACUGUCAAGGGCAGUGCUAUCUUCAUGCAAGUCCUGGUCAGCAAUGUUGGGUUGGAUGGACAGGUUGUUGCAGUCAAAGUGAAGGGAUCGAGGACUGGAUGGAUUCCGAUGGGAAGGGACUGGGGGCAGAACUGGCAGACCAACAUCGACCUGGUUGGCCAACCCUUAUCCUUCGAGGUCACCACAGCUGCUUGGCAAACGCUAACAUCUUACAGUGUCGCGCCACCAAACUGGAUGUUCGGCCAGACAUUCACAGGAAAACAAUUUCAGCACGCGUGAUCUCAAGUUUCGCAAAAGUAGGCAUGGCUUCGCUCACUGAAACAGUGUAAAACCACCAGACGUGCAGCAUUACCAACUAAAUGUAGGCUGGGUUGAUGAGAAAAUUAGAAAGACUUCGAAAGUUUUUGCUUCAAUCUCUGAUUUGGAUGGUUGCUAUUGCUCUGAUACAUUCAAACUCGUACAUUAAUGUGAAAAUAGUAUCCCAAAUGCUCAUUAGCUAA